Molecule: messenger RNA, 2743 nt
Organism: Ziziphus jujuba (common jujube)
Lineage: Eukaryota; Viridiplantae; Streptophyta; Magnoliopsida; Rosales; Rhamnaceae
Product: E3 ubiquitin-protein ligase WAV3
Exons: 2
Coding region: 404-2659 (751 amino acids)
Source: RefSeq, a predicted model, not a curated record
UUUCUCUUCUGAAAUAAAUAUGAUCACGCAGAGGUAGAGAUAGAUUGAGAGAAACAGUAGAUCUUUCUGCCAAAAAGACCAAUAGAAAACAGAGAGAAAAUAGAAAAACAAAAGGAAAAAUACAAUGAGAGGGAAACAGAGAGAAGGGUCUGGAUCAGAGUCUGAAUUCCCACUAAUUUCUUCUCCUUGCAUUUUAUUGUAUUUGAUCAACUUAGAUUCUUAGGUCCUUUACCUUUUGUCUACGAGUUCAUUAAAAAAAAAAAAAAAAAAAACUAUUUUGCUUUUCAUCUUCUUCAUUUGUCUCUUUCAUAACAUAAACAAAAGGAUCGUGGAUAGAAAGAAAAAAAAAAAAAGAAAAAGAAAGAACUUUGGUGGUUUGUUUGAUCAUUUUUGGUCACAAAAGAUGGGUACGAGAUGGAGAAGAGCCUUUUGCACUACGCUUUCAAAAGACCCAGAAUUCAAAGUAUCAGAAAAGCAGCAACAACAGACAAGUCGAAGUCCGAGUCCGAGUCCCAGAAGUUGUACCAGAUUGAGCUUCUUCUCUGGUGGAAGCAACCCUUCCACAUCUCGCUUGCUAUUUCAAUCUCAACCUGUCUCUAGCCCGAGUUUACGCUGUCGAACACCUUCAGAGACUGUGAGUGAAAGCCCCAGGCUUGAAUGUAAAACCACCACUCCCAAGAAAUCUAAGAGUCCCAAAACAUUAUUGGGUUCCAACCCAACUUCUCCUAGAUCUCCUCUCAAGUUGUCACUUUUCAAGAACAGCUUCAAAUUUAGGAGUAGCUGUGGAAUAUGCUUGAACAGCGUGAAGACUGGACAUGGCACGGCCAUUUACACAGCAGAGUGUGCUCACGCUUUCCAUUUUCCCUGCAUAGUUUCGUACGUCAACAAGCAUAAUAGCCUUAUAUGUCCAGUCUGCAACUGUUCAUGGAAAGACGUUCCUUUUCUCGCCGUCCACAAGAACAUCACCCCUGAAUCCGUACAACAAGAUCAACAAAGCCUCGUUACCAAGCCAACAACCGAAGACGUCGUCAAAAAGGCCGAACCAGUCCUCCGCCAACAUACGAAACCUUCGGAUUCGAGGUUGUACGAUGACGACGAGCGUUUGAUUUCUCCCAACUCAGGUACCAGCCAGAUUAGUCCAAUACCCGAAGUGAAUGAGGAUGCAAAAGAGGUCGACCACGAAGACGUCGAAGAGUUUCAAGGAUUCUUCGUUAAUCCUAACCCUUCAUCGUCUUCUUCGAUGAGAUACUCCGAAGAAGCGCAAAUGAUCAAUAAAGAUGUGAGAACCAACCAUGUACAAGUGAGACUUUUGCCCGAAGCAGCUGUUAUAUCGGCGAGCCGAACUCAUGAAACUUAUGCGGUCACGUUGAGAGUGAAAGCCCCACCUCCUCCUUCUUCAACGCGCAGUGUAAAACCAUCAAACCGUGGGCCGAUAGAUUUGGUCACCGUUCUCGAUGUCAGUGGUAGUAUGAUUGGUCCCAAGUUGCAUAUGCUCAAGCGUGCUAUGCGUUUGGUUAUUUCCUCUCUCGGCUCCGGUGACCGGCUCUCAAUCGUCGCUUUCUCUGCUUCCGCUAAGAGAUUGAUGCCGUUGAGAAAAAUGACUGCUCAAGGCCAGCGCAAUGCUCGGCGCAUUGUUGAUCAGCUCGUUUGCGGUCAAGGAACGAGUGUUGGUGAGGCUUUGAGGAAAGCAACAAAAGUGCUCGAAGAUCGUAGAGAAAGGAAUCCAGUGGCUAGCAUUAUGCUAUUAUCCGACGGUCAGGAUGAGAGAUCAGUCCGAACAAACAAGAAUAAUCAAAGACAUACAAUGAAUCACACUACCUCUUCUACCCGAUUCGCCCACAUUGAAAUCCCCGUUCACUCAUUCGGAUUCGGCGAAUACGAAUCGGCCGAGAACGAGUUUGCGAAAUGCGUCGGAGGGUUAUUGAGCGUUGUUGUACAGGAUUUGAGAAUUCAACUCGGCUUCCAUUCGGCCUCCAAAUCGGCCGAGAUCUCCGCCAUCUAUUCGUACAGCGGAAAGCCGACAGUGCUCAGCUCGAGGUCGGUGCGACUCUGCGACUUGUACGCCGAGGAAGAGAAAGAGUUGCUGGUGGAAUUGAGGGUCCCAAUUACGGCAGUUGGUACCCACAUAGUGAUGUCCGCCAGGUGUUUGUAUAAAGACCCUUCGACUCAGGAGGUUGUGUAUGAGAAAGAGCAGUCUCUUGUUUUACCUGCUGCUCCAGAUUUUGGUCGAUUGUCUAAUACUCCCAAGAUUGAGAGGCUUAGAAACCAGUUCAUUGCGAUCCGAGCGAUCGCUGAGUCUCGGAGAUUGGUGGAGCACAAUGAUUAUACAAGCGGGCAUCAUUUGUUGGCUUCGGCUCGAGCCCUGCUUAUGCAAUCGAACCCUGUAUUUGCUGAUGAGUAUGUGAGAGCUUUGGAAGUUGAGCUCGCCGAGCUUCAUUGGCGGAGACAACAUCAGAUUGAGCAACAACAGCAACAAAUGGUGAUGAUACAGAGAAGAAGAGGUGGCGAGAGGGAGAUUGCUGUGGUUGAUGAGAAUGGUGAUCCGCUUACUCCCACAUCGGCUUGGAGAGCUGCUGAGAAGCUUGCUAAAGUUGCUAUGAUGAAGAAGUCGUUGAGUAGAGUUGAUGAUUUACAUGGGUUUGAAAAUGCCAGAUUUUAAUAUAAUUUUAAUUUUUCUUCUUUGAGUAAAAUAGUUUUUCUUUUUUUCUUCUUUUCAUGGGGUUUUUACGGGUCGGAGAUGUAC